AAGUAAGAAGGCCAUUGAGGGUAUCCCAGUCUGAAUGGCACGCAUUGAGCGAGAGCGCAUGGUGACAAAUUACACCACUCAUGGAUGGCAGGUGCCGGAUCCUGAUGAUUCACGUUUUUCACCGCGCCGCAAUGAUGAGUGAUACAUAGAUAGUCAUACUUCGCCAGCCGCGAAACGCGACAACAAAACAAUUCUCCUCCUCCCGGCCAACGCUGUGAACUCUCUUCAAUGCGUGAGUCUUCCGCAUCCGACAGAAUCGAAGACAUGUCGUUGACUCUUUAUGACCUUCCGCAUACGGCGUGGGAUCGAGUGGCUUAUUACGUAUCGGACGAUUUCGACACAUUGCUUCGCUUGUCUACCCUGAGCAAAGCUGUUCAAGCAAUCUGCCGCCCACAUACCUCUGCGUUCUUUCGAAAAUCUGUUCCCGCCGAAAUCUGGGAGCAUAAAUGGCUGAGAAAUGAAUGGGCAAACCAUUCACUUGUGCACAUGGUUCUCAACGGUGACAUCGAUCCAACCUACAUCCAAGAAUAUGAGUGUAUCAAGCAGUACAGCCACUAUGAUUACGUGCGGCGCAAUGGUACCGACGUGAUUCCGUUCUAUCCCCAUCGGUUCAUGCCAACUCCAACUGCGCGGCCAGGUCUUCCACGUCCAGGCUUUGAGCACUCGACCGAACGCCAGAUCUGCCACUUUGACCUCUUGAUCCGGUCGGCUAUCGACUCUUCACGUUGGGUCUCCCCCGAACAGCGAGAACACGUAUUUCAGCGAUUUUGCACGGGUGACAAAGAUGCUGCUGGGAUCAUUCUUUUGUCACUUUUGAAAAACCUAAGGGCCGUGAAUCCACCUAUCAAGGGCGGUCUAUGUGCGGAAUUGUUUCGCAGAGUCGCCUGCGAAUCUCGUCACCGAGGCCUCCCAGAAUGCAGCUCGGACAUUGACGACUACGAUUCAUGCGAACUGAUCGUCGACCAUUCAGACACGCUACCGUUUCCCGAGCUUUUGGUCCUCUACGUGGAGCCUAAUUGGAGCACGAGGACAAUCACCACAUUCUGGCUAGACAAUAUUCUGCCCUUCUUAGGCAUACCCUCUCUGCGUAGGAUCGUCCUUCACGGCGUGCGCGACUGGGAAUAUGAGGAUUGGCCUCCACCAGGUGAUUUGCCUCCGAUAAUCUGCCCUGAGAUCUAUUUCGCACAAUCGUCCGUCCCUCGCGAUACCGCAUUCAAAUUCUCAGAGUAUCUAGCUGGGCCCUGCACGCUAAUGCAAUGGUGUCAAGUCGAUCGUUAUUGGUUCCCACCCCUUGAGCAGAGGAUGGAUUUCGACCCAACGUGGGAUCAUCUUCGGGUUGAGAUUAAAGACUCUGGCGAGAGGCAUGUGUGGACCUCGCUGGAAUGUGAGGGAGGGAGGCCCGGUUAUAGGUAUGCUUGGGUAAGCUGGCUUUGGCAUCGUAAGAUGCAGGACUGGAAAUUAUUGGAUCAGGAGUUUUCUUUCGAAGAGGGGGACAGUGAUGAUGAUGAGCUGUCAGGUAUGAUAUAGAGCCAUCGCAUGGCAAGAUGAAUUCGAGAUCUGCCCUAUCAUAUCACCUCGGUUGAUUGUGCAUGUUUUGGCGUGACUCGAGUGGCAAUGGCGGAUUGAGAAUACGAAUGAGAAUCAAAGUUCAUCUGUUCGAACACUGAAGGAAGUCGAUGAGUCGACCAAUUGAGCCCGAAGCCCCAUCA
This is a messenger RNA of Dissoconium aciculare CBS 342.82, 1709 nucleotides long. RefSeq lists its product as uncharacterized. The transcript has a single exon. The record is from RefSeq and is a predicted model, not a curated record. NCBI's taxonomy places the organism in Eukaryota, Fungi, Ascomycota, Dothideomycetes, Mycosphaerellales, Dissoconiaceae. The coding region runs from base 229 to 1527 and encodes 432 amino acids.